Messenger RNA from Lactuca saligna, 700 nucleotides. The record is from the annotation of a GenBank genome assembly. Lineage: Eukaryota; Viridiplantae; Streptophyta; Magnoliopsida; Asterales; Asteraceae.
AUUUAAUUCAAAGAGAGGGAAAAAGAGCAUCUUCAAGAUUCUUCCUCUGCCCACAAUUAAACCAAAAACAUUAACUUUGCUUCUUAUUUCCUCAUAUUUCCUUACGUUUUCCAAUACCCAAUUCCCCAAAUUUCGAUUCGAAAUCAUCAAUUUCUGAUUUCCACCCACCCACCUUCAUACAGAGAUGAGACCAGUAGGUGAAUUGGCAAUUUCAUCAUCUUCAUGGUUGCCGACAUCCCACAAUUCAGUCCCAACCUCGCCUUCGUUCACUUCUUCCUCGUCCUCUCGGCCUGUUUAUAUGAACUAUGUUUUACUCUCUGCACUCGCUGCUUUCGCUCUUGCGCAGUCCAUUAAGGUCUUCACCACCUGGUAUAGGGAACAUCGUUGGGAUCUUAAGCAACUCAUCGGAUCUGGCGGCAUGCCUUCAUCCCAUUCUGCAACAGUAACUGCUCUUGCGGUUGCUGUUGGUUUACAAGAUGGCCUUGGUGGUUCUUCCUUCGCAACUGCACUCAUCAUAGCUUGUAUUGUCAUGUAUGAUGCAACUGGUGUUUUGAAUCAAAUCGUAUACGAACUUCCAGCUGAACAUCCUUUAGCUGAGAGCAUACCUUUACGUGAACUUCUUGGCCACACCCCUCCUCAGGUUAUUGCUGGUGGCUUGCUGGGCACGAUGACAGCAACAAUCAUUUACUUGAUCUCUUAG